Rattus rattus (black rat) is the source of this 1102-nucleotide messenger RNA. RefSeq names its product G protein-coupled receptor 35 (gene Gpr35). The record is from RefSeq and is a predicted model, not a curated record. NCBI's taxonomy places the organism in Eukaryota, Metazoa, Chordata, Mammalia, Rodentia, Muridae. Bases 170 to 1090 code for a protein of 306 amino acids. Gene Ontology annotation, biological process: positive regulation of Rho protein signal transduction; phospholipase C-activating G protein-coupled receptor signaling pathway. The transcript has 2 exons. Gene Ontology annotation, cellular component: membrane. Gene Ontology annotation, molecular function: G protein-coupled receptor activity.
ACUAGCCCAGCCCCUUCCCAGCACUGCUUCCUGCUCCAGGGCAGUGGGGAAAGGCUUCCUGAGGCUGUGUGUUGCCCCAUCAUGGCUGCCCUUCUCUGACCUUUCUCACCCUUCCUUCCUCCUGAGCGCAGUCAACCUCCAGGGUCCAGAGCCUCUAGGCCCUAGGACCAUGAACAAUACAAAUUGUAGCAUCCUCCCGUGGCCUGCUGCAGUCAACUACGUCUUCACCUUCUACUUGGUCUUGCUGCUGGUGCUGGGCCUGCUGCUCAAUGGCCUGGCACUCUGGGUAUUCUGCUAUCGCAUGCACCAGUGGACGGAGACCCGCGUCUAUAUGACCAACCUGGCCGUGGCUGACGUCUGCCUGCUCUGCUCCUUGCCAUUCGUGCUGUACUCCCUGAAACACAGUACUUCGGACACACCCAUCUGCCAGCUCUCACAGGGCAUCUACCUGGUCAACAGGUACAUGAGCAUAAGCUUGGUCACCGCCAUUGCUGUGGACCGCUAUGUGGCAGUGCGGCAUCCCCUGCGUGCCCGUGAGCUGCGGUCCCCACGGCAGGCUGUAGCAGUGUGUGUGGCCCUCUGGGUGAUAGUGGUCACCUCCCUGGUACUGCGCUGGCGCCUGGGGAUACAGGAGGGUGGCUUCUGCUUCAGCAGCCAAAAUCGCUACAACUUCAGCACCACUGCCUUCUCGCUGCUGGGAUUCUACCUGCCGCUGGCCAUAGUGGUCUUCUGCUCUUUGCAGGUUGUGACUGCGCUGGCCCGAAGGCCGACCACUGACGUGGGGCAGGCGGAGGCCACUCAGAAGGCCACCCGCAUGGUCUGGGCCAACUUGGCCGUGUUUAUCAUCUGCUUCCUGCCCCUGCAUUUGAUCCUGACGGUGCAGGUCUCCCUGAACCUCCACACCUGCGCUGCCCGAAACAUCUUCAGCCGUGCCCUGGCAAUCACAGCCAAGCUCUCAGACAUCAACUGCUGCCUGGAUGCCAUCUGUUACUACUACAUGGCCAAAGAGUUCCAGGAUGCGUCCUUGCCGGACACAGCCUCUGGCACACCCCACAAGAGCCAAGAUUCUCAGAGCCUGAGCCUCACCUAGAAGCAGUGAACG